Plasmodium vivax (malaria parasite P. vivax) is the source of this 2062-nucleotide messenger RNA. RefSeq lists its product as hypothetical. The record is from RefSeq and is a predicted model, not a curated record. The transcript has a single exon. Lineage: Eukaryota; Apicomplexa; Aconoidasida; Haemosporida; Plasmodiidae. The coding region runs from base 125 to 2062 and encodes 645 amino acids.
GACAAGGAGGAAAGCCGCCACUGGGGGGUGGCCUGCUAUAAAAGGGUGGAUCUCUACGAAAUGCGGGUUUUCCUCUAAAAGGAUCCCCCUAGUAUGCAUAAGCAAAAUAAGCGAAGUUAAGCAGAUGGUGCGCUACGUGGAAAGCACAUACUCACAUGGAAGGGAGCAACCCCAGAGAGACAUUUUUGAAAAUCAUUUUCGAAAAAGUCAGGUGACGAACUUCGUGCACACAGAUCACCAUUUCGAAAAGGUUUACAACCUCUGGAAUAAUUUCCAUUUUGGGGGUGAAGUAAAUGUACGCGAAAGUGUGCAUACAAAGGGGGAGAGUCCCCCCCAAAAAGGUAAGGCUUGUGAGGAGGGGAACAAUGUCUUUAAAUUUUGUUCAGAUGAAGGGGAUAGGAACGUCAUGAAAAGGAAUUUGGUCGGCAUUUACAUUCCCACGAAUAGGGGCAUUCACUCAGUGGAUGUUAGCUAUUUUUACAUUUUCAAAAGUCUGAAGGAUUCCUUUAAGGGGAAAUUGUUCUUCGAGAUUUAUUUUAUCUUGCCGAACUGCAUUUUCUUUCUCUCCUUUGUUGAAACUUUUAAGGCGUUAAUUUAUUACGAAAGGGUUAUUGCACACACGAGGAGGGAAAAUAAAAAGAGGGAGUUAAGUGUGCAAAAGAAAAUGAAAAAUAAUUUGCUACAAAAGGUGUAUAGACAAAGAAAAGCUGAUUUAAAGAAGGAACUGAGGGAAGAGCUGGAAAAAAUCCUUUCGCAGAAGAAGUACACGAAAGUAAUUUACGAAGAUGCUGUUGAGUUGUGUUCCUUUUUUGCCAACUUUUUAAAAAUCAAUUCGUUUAAUUUUAUAGAUUUGCACCAUCUCUACCAGGAUGUGAUAGCGCUACACGAGAUCAACCUUUCAAAGCGAAGUAUCUUUUCGGUUAUCCCGAUUUUGUUCCCGGGAAUUUUUGACAGUUCGCUCGUCUGUGAGUACGGGAGGGUGCUGUCCAGCGAGGGGAUGCACUGCACCAAUGGAGUGGAUCGCUCGAACCAGGUCCUACGUAAAAACGGAAUAACCACUCCUUGGAAGGCAAAAUAUGGAAGCGCGUUGAAAUAUGAGAGAUCCUCAUCCGAAUCGAAAAAAGGCAAAUCGCCAAACAGGGACGACCCCCCUGAUGAGUUUCACAAAUUGAAGAGAAAAAUUAUAUCCAUAUGUAGCAACGCCGAUGAUAGUAAUCAGCUUCUUAACUUUGAAAAGCACUUAAUACACAUUUUGUAUAUAUUUCCAUGUGCCCAUAAAUUACUGGUAAAGUAUAAGGACCUGGAGGGGCACAACGUGUGCUACAAGAUGAACGGAUUUGUGGACAAGUACAAUUCGCUGAACAAUUUUGGAGCCACUUUGGUGAAGAGAAAGAAUGCCAAACUAUCUUCCAAUGAGGGAAUAAGAAGAAGAAAUAAAAUGACCCCUUCGGAGAUUACCUCCCGUAGUUAUCAACUGAGCAGUGGUAGACUGCUCAACUCCGUGUGCAACAAUUUAGGCGCAAACGAAGAGGCCAUAUAUAGCCAUCCCCUAAUUGUGGGCAAAAAUAUAUAUGCAUACAUAUACGAGGUGAAUAGGUGUAGCAAAAGUAUAUUUUUCCGCUUCAAUUUAAACGCAAAGGAUGUCCUCUUUCGAAACGUUCUAUCCAGUGAGGUCAAAUCGACCUGUUGGGAGAGGAAAGCAAAUGGGAGAAAACUUAACCGCCUAUGGAGAAACAUAAAGGAGGGUCUCUUUUUGGGAAAGUCAAAAGCGCAAAUCAGUAGGAACCAAAAAUUGUACAAUUAUAAAAAUAACAUACUGACGGGGGUGUUGCACGAUAAGGAAAAUAAUUUUCACUAUUUUGACGAUAAACGAGUUGGCGACGUGGUCCUGUGCACCAUAUGCCACAUUUCGGUGUGCGGGAAAUUUAUUUAUUUGCAAAGGUUCGACAAGGCAAAUUUGAUUUUCCACUUCCGGAAGGAGAAGUACGUCAAUUUGGAAAAAAAAUUUGACUACGACGAUGCUAAGAGGUUGGACGAAAAGGUGUUACGGGAGCUUCUGUAA